Messenger RNA from Australozyma saopauloensis, 1896 nucleotides. RefSeq names its product putative oxidoreductase (gene FET33). Gene Ontology annotation, biological process: cellular response to iron ion starvation; reductive iron assimilation. The coding region runs from base 1 to 1896 and encodes 631 amino acids. The record is from RefSeq and is a predicted model, not a curated record. The transcript has a single exon. Gene Ontology annotation, molecular function: ferroxidase activity; copper ion binding. Lineage: Eukaryota; Fungi; Ascomycota; Pichiomycetes; Serinales; Metschnikowiaceae.
AUGCUAUCGCUGCGAGUUGCCCCUUGGCUCGCCUUGUGCACAUAUGCCAUGGCAGCAGUCCACCACUUCGACUUCACCGCACAGUUGAUGAAAGCUAACCCAGAUGGUGAACAUGAAAGAGACGUCAUAGGAAUCAAUGGCCAAUGGCCGCCGCCAGCUAUCCGAGUGCAGAGAGGGGACCAGGUCCGCAUCAAUCUCACAAAUGCGAUGGAGGAUCGUAAUACCUCGUUGCAUUUCCAUGGGUUAUUCAUGAAGGGACAGAAUAGUAUGGAUGGCCCGGAGGGUGUGACGCAGUGUCCUAUUCCUCCAGGGUCAUCGUUUUUAUAUGAUUUUGUAGUAGAACAGUCCGGUACCUAUUGGUACCACUCGCAUCUGGGGGCACAGUAUAGUGAUGGCCUUCGUGGAGUGUUCGUUAUCGAAGAGUCUUCGAAGGACAAGUACCCAUUUGAGUUUGAUGAGGAUGUCACUUUGACGGUGGGCGAUCAUUACCACAUGGAAAGUGCGGAAAUCAUGCGCAAGUUCAAGUCUCGUUUCAAUCCGUCGGGAGCUGAGCCUAUCCCCCAAAAUGCAUUGUUUAACGAGUCCAGACUGGUGUCGUGGGAUGUCAAACCCGAUACCACAUAUUACUUGCGUAUAAUCAACAUGGGAAUGUUUGUUUCGCAGUACGUCUAUCUCGAAGACCACGAGUUUGUGAUUGUCGAGGUGGACGGAGUAUAUAUCGAGCCUGUCACCGUUAGCUCCUUGUACAUCAGUGUUGCACAGAGGUACGGUGUGCUUCUCAAGACAAAGAAACAGCCCAAGGAAAAGUCGUUCAGGUUCGUCAACAUUAUUGAUAGACCAAUGUUGGAUCUUGUCCCGGCUGAUCUCAAGCUCAUCUCAACGAAUUACAUGAACUACCCCGGAGCCGAGACGAAGCCCGCGCCAUUAUCGAACAAUAAGCAUAGCUUUGAUGACAUCGUGGAUUCCUUGACGCCCGCAGAUGACUUUACAUUCACCACCUUGAAAAAGAAGCCUUUGUACAACGAUGCUGACUAUCAAAUCGUACUCACUUUUUCCAUGGAGCAGCUUGGGGAUGGUGUCACUUAUGCUUUCUUCAACAACUUGACUUACACGCCUCCCAAGGUUCCGUCCUUGUACACUGUGUUUUCCAGUGGAGAUCUCGCAAGUAACUCUGCCAUUUACGGAUCAAACACCAACACAUUUGUGCUUCAGCGCGAUGAAAUUGUCGAGAUUGUUCUCAACAACAUGGACCCAGGUCUCCAUCCAUUUCAUCUUCACGGACAUACUUUCCAGCUCAUUUCUCGUUCCGAGGGUACCGAGGACGAGGAAAAUCCUCAGAUCUAUGACCCUUCUAAUCCCGAGCACACAAAAUUCCCUGCAUACCCAAUGAUGAGAGAUACCGUCAUGGUCAAUGCUAACGGAUUCAUUGUUUUACGAUUCAAAGCCAAUAACCCCGGUGUAUGGUUCUUCCACUGUCACGUGGAUUGGCACUUGGAACAAGGUUUGGCAAUCACUCUCGUCGAAGCACCUCAUGAGUUACAAGCUCAGCAAAAGAUAGGCCAUCCAAGUCAUUUGGAAGCUUGUAAAGCUGCAAAUGUUCCUACGCAGGGUAAUGCGGCUGGCCGUUCAGGAACAACAGAACAGUGGCUAGACCUCACGGGCGAGAACGUUCAAUUAGCUCCUUUGCCUGAAGGCUUUACAGCCAAGGGAUACAUUGCAUUUGUUGCCUGUACGCUUGCCGCCCUCUUUGGAAUCUAUUCAAUCUAUCAAUUCGGCAUAGAGGAUGUGAACACCGAUGACGCCGAGCAUGUUAUUCAACGGUUGUAUGAGGCUGUUAGGAAAUACGAAUCCGAGGAGCAGGAGGCCAUGUUGCGCCGCGAAGAUAACGAAAAUUAA